AUGGGGGGAAAGCCCUCUGCAGACGCUGCCGAACAGGAGACUGCGGUCAGCCACAAAGAACACAUAGAUGUGGUUCAUUCAGUCGAAGAUUCCUUGACGUUCUCUUAUAUUGUGAAGCACCAUAAGGCAAUUAUCGCGUGGUCUUUUUAUUGGGCCAUGUGUGCAAUCGGCUGGGGUUUCGAUGCUCAAAUCAACGGCGCAGUAAUCUCCGUCCCUGCCUUCCGGCGCGAAUACGGAUACGUCUUGGAUGGGGAAGCGAUCCUCCCUGCGAACUGGCAGUCCGCGUUCAAUGUAGCCAGCUCGAUUGGCCAAUUCUUUGGUGGAUUUCUCUGCAGCUGGAUGGCAGAUAGGGUUGGGCGCAAGCGCUCUCUUCUUUGUGGUUGUAUCAUCUGCAUUGGAGGCACCUUUGGUGAAAUAUUUUCCCAUGCCCGCGGCGCCUUCCUCGUCUCGAAGCUCAUUCUUGGGGUUGGCUUGGGAUUCUAUCUGACACUUGGGCCGCUCACUUGCAGCGAAAUUACACCGGUGGUGCUGCGUGGCUUAUCGACUGCUGGUGUCAACUUGGGUAUUUGCGUUGGUCAGCUCCUGUCUAAUGCAGUCAUCAAGGGGUUCGGUGAGCGAGAGAAUCGUUGGGCAUUCGCGGGGCCGUUUGCAAUGCAGCUGAUCUUCUCGGUGAUACUGCUUGCUGGACUUCCUUUUGCUCCGGAAUCACCCUGGUAUCUAGUUCGGAAGAACCGGAUGGACCAGGCUCGGAAGUCGCUCCAUAAGCUAUGGGGCAAGGACUUUGACGUCUCUGCUCUAUUAACCACAAUCCAGGUAUCCGUCGAAGAGAGCGCACAGCAAGCAAAGGCCAGAUACAUCGACUGCUUUCGCGGUACAAAUCUACUCCGCAGUGCCAUUUCCUGUGGUGGAUUUGUGUGCCAACAUCUUGUCGGGAUCAUCUUCGUCUUGGGUUACUCAACGUAUUUCUUCGAACUCGCUGGGCUGGAGACAACGCACUCCUUCGAUCUAGGUGUCGGUGUCACAGCUUGCGGCGUUUUUGGCAACUUCCUCAGCUGGUUCAUCGUCAAUUCUUUCGGCCGUCGGAAAUUGUUCCUCUCUGGAAUGGCAACUCUCACCACUCUGCUCCUGCUCAUCGGCAUCAUGGACGUCGUCCCCUCCACCGCAGCGAAAUGGGUCCAAGCAUCCUUCACAGUUAUCUACGCUUUUGUAUACUUUAUGACCGUUGGGGCCAUCUCGUUUGUCCUGUUAGGCGAGGUCUCGACCCCUUUGCUGCGCGCGAAGACCACAGCUUUGGCUACAGCCGUCCAGGCAGUUUUCGGCAUCGCCAUGAACGUUGCUGUUCCUUAUAUGGUUAAUCCCGACGAAGCUAAUAUGAAAGGCAAGGUAGGUUUUGUGUUUGGUGGCUGUGCGGCGGUUGCUACGAUUGUGAGCUGGGUGUAUAUCCCGGAGCUCAAGGGUCGGACUUUUGAGGAGAUCGAUAUCAUGUUCUCGACUCGGGUUCCGCCGAGGCACAUGGGCUCGUACCAGAUUGGCUGA
Aspergillus lentulus is the source of this 1536-nucleotide messenger RNA. RefSeq names its product alpha-glucosides permease MPH2. The record is from RefSeq and is a predicted model, not a curated record. Gene Ontology annotation, molecular function: carbohydrate:proton symporter activity. NCBI's taxonomy places the organism in Eukaryota, Fungi, Ascomycota, Eurotiomycetes, Eurotiales, Aspergillaceae. Gene Ontology annotation, cellular component: membrane. Gene Ontology annotation, biological process: carbohydrate transport; transmembrane transport.